AUGACUAUCUCUGGUAGUACAGUUGUUCUCGUUACCGGCGCUAGUCGGGGUAUCGGACGAACGUUGGUGGAAACCUUGCUGCUCCGGCCCAAUCACACUAUUAUUGCUAGUGUCCGUGACACAACCGCAGACUACGUCAAAGAGCUAGAGGCCUUGCCCAAAGCCGAUGGCUCAGGUCUGCAGCUUGUAAAGAUUGAAAGCAGCAACUCAGCCGACCCGGCAGCAGCCAUCAAGGAUCUUACGAACAUCGACCAUAUCGAUGUGGUGGUAGCCAAUGCCGGUGGAGCUGGUGAGAAGGGCAUCAUUCCCUUGGACGUGGUAAGCUCCGAGAUCGUGAAUGAUGUGUUUACCGUGAAUGCGCUCGGCCCCCUGGCCCUGUACCAGGCCGUCAAGCCUUUGCUGGAAAAGUCCCAGUCCCCGAAGUGGGUGUCGGUCACUAGUGCUGCCGGUUCGAUUGGCCGACUUGAGCUUCACAGGGCUCACAUCGCCCCGGCUUACGGAAUCGCCAAAGCUGGUCUGAACUGGAUCACUACUGCCAUCCACAGCGCCAACAAGGGCUUCAUCGCCUUUGCCGUGCAUCCCGGCCUUGUGCAAACGGAAAGCGGCAACAAGAGUGCCCGCGCGAUGGGGCUUCCUCAGGCCCCCAACUCUCAGCGCCAGAGUAUCGAUGCCAUUCUGUCCCUGAUUGAUAAUGCGACUCGGGAGGAGACCUCGGGGAAAUUUUUCAACGUGAUUGAUGGCACAGAGAUUCCGUGGUAG
Penicillium malachiteum is the source of this 759-nucleotide messenger RNA. Its product is annotated as Short-chain dehydrogenase/reductase SDR. The record is from RefSeq and is a predicted model, not a curated record. Bases 1 to 759 code for a protein of 252 amino acids. The transcript has 5 exons. Lineage: Eukaryota; Fungi; Ascomycota; Eurotiomycetes; Eurotiales; Aspergillaceae.